CAGCUGCUGAAGAAUCGACCAUCAUGAAAUUGCUGAUUUUGUUAGCACUAGUGGGAGCUGCGGUUGCAGUACCCAGACUUGAUGGAAGGAUUGUUGGAGGCGAGGAGUGCGCCCCUCAUUCACAGCCCUGGAUGGUUUCACUCAACUAUGGCUAUCACUUCUGUGGAGGAGUGCUCAUCAAUGAGCAGUGGGUGCUCUCUGUUGCACAGUGCUGGUACAAUCCCUACUACAUGCAGAUCAUUCUGGGUGAUCAUGACAAUCGUGUCUUUGAGGGAACAGAACAGCUUCUGAAGACAGACAACAUUAUUUGGCACCCCAACUACGACUAUCAGACUUUGGACUAUGACAUCAUGCUGAUCAAGCUGUUCCAUCCAGUGAAGGUGACGGAUGCGGUCAAACCUAUCUCUCUGCCCACUGGAUGUCCUUAUGGAGGAAUGCCCUGUACCAUCUCUGGAUGGGGAUCAAUUCGUUCUGAGUCCUCCUUCAUGCCUUUCCGUCUGCAGUGUGCGGACAUUCCCAUUGUGGAUGAUCAGGAGUGUGAAAAGUCAUAUCCCGGCAUGUUGACACGUAGGAUGCUGUGUGCUGGAUUGCCAGAGGGAGGCAAGGACGCCUGUUAUGCUGAUGCAGGCAGUCCCUUAGUGUGCUAUGGGCAUGUCCAUGGUCUGGUGUCAUGGGGUCAGGGCUGUGGUCUUCCAGGUUAUCCUGGUGUCUAUGUCAAAGUGUGCGAGUACCUCUACUGGAUCAGAGAUGUCAUGGCAGCCAAUCCUUAGAUUGUAUAUCAAUAUUCCACUGCCCACUGUCUCAAAUGUCCUUCUUUUCCCCCCACACAUUCUCUAUUUUGUUAUAUACUUCUUACUCUUUGUGAUCAGUGCAUCAUGCUAUAUGAUUUCUACUGUGUUUGUGCUGUUUUGCUCACCAAAAAUACCUGGAUUUUGUAUUAACACUGCAAACGGUAUUAAAGAAUAAACUCCCAGCGUCACACCUC
This is a messenger RNA of Astyanax mexicanus (Mexican tetra), 985 nucleotides long. RefSeq names its product trypsin. The coding region runs from base 24 to 770 and encodes 248 amino acids. Lineage: Eukaryota; Metazoa; Chordata; Actinopteri; Characiformes; Acestrorhamphidae. The record is from RefSeq and is a predicted model, not a curated record. Gene Ontology annotation, molecular function: serine-type endopeptidase activity. The transcript has 6 exons. Gene Ontology annotation, biological process: proteolysis.